Molecule: messenger RNA, 3386 nt
Organism: Dromaius novaehollandiae (emu)
Lineage: Eukaryota; Metazoa; Chordata; Aves; Casuariiformes; Dromaiidae
Gene: SUPT3H
Product: SPT3 homolog, SAGA and STAGA complex component
Exons: 13
Coding region: 430-1614 (394 amino acids)
Biological process (GO): transcription by RNA polymerase II
Molecular function (GO): protein heterodimerization activity; transcription coactivator activity
Source: RefSeq, a predicted model, not a curated record
GGAGGCGGCGGCGCGCCGCGGCCCGUGUGUGGCGGAACCGGCCCCUCCCCGCCGCGGGCGGCGCCAUUUUCCCCCCCUCGGCAGCGUGCGCCUCCGCGCUGGCCAGCGGGGAGGCCGCGGCUGCUCCGGCGGGGCUCGCCGCGCUGCAGGCGGCGCGCACAGGGGGACGACCCGGUUCAGCUCCUUGUCCCCCGCCCCUCGCCCGCUUUCCUCUCGCUGGACGGGAGCGCCCCGGGGGGGACUGGGCACCACCAAGCCAGGCUGCUCCUACCUUCCUUCCUUGCUCCCCGCACACCUCAGCCUCCAUCCGCCCAUCCAUCCCCGGGGGUGAGCCUUUGAGUGAGUCACCAGCGAGAGCAGGACGUUGCUACCGACUAACCAACUUGGCAGGGGUGCUCAUGUGGGGCCUUGAAAAAUAUUAACCUGACGAUGAGCAGCACUGUGGCUAGCCCGAUGUCAACGGUUGCUUCUUCAAGCAGUGGAAGAGGGACAGGAAAAUCAACAAGCUUUACACCUGAACUGCAAAGUAUGAUAUCUUCUUUCACUCUGAUAAAAGUCCUUCCACCUGGAUGGUUUUCCUUAGGAGAUGCUCGCAGGCCACUGCAUGAAACUGCAAUAUUGGUAGAAGACAUUGUCCACACUCAGCUGAUAAAUUUGUUGCAGCAAGCAGCUGAAGUUUCUCAGCUGAGAGGAGCUCGAGUCAUCUCUGCUGAAGAUCUCCUGUUUUUAAUGCGCAAAGAUAAGAAGAAGCUUAGAAGGCUACUUAAAUACAUGUUUUUUCGAGACUACAAAUCUAAAAUUGUGAAAGGCAUAGAAGAAGAUGACCUCAUUGAAGACAAAUUCAACAGUAACAACACCAACAAACGGCAGAAACUUGCUCAAGACUUUCUCAACUCCAUUGACCAGACUGGAGAGCUCCUAGCCAUGUUUGAAGAUGAUGAGAUUGAUGAUGUUAAGCAAGAGCGGAUGGAGAGAGCAGAAAGACAAACACGAAUGAUGGACUCAGUCCAGUAUGCAGAAUUUUGUGAAAGUCGGCAAUUGAGUUUUUCAAAGAAAGCAUCCAAGUUUCGUGACUGGUUGGACUGUAGCAGUAUGGAAAUAAAGCCAAAUGCAGUUGCAAUGGAGAUUUUGGCAUAUUUAGCGUAUGAGACUGUGGCACAGUUGGUGGACCUGGCCCUUUUGGUUAAACAGGACAUGGCUCCCAAAGCUGGUGACCCAUUCAGUCACGCCAUAUCUGCUACCUUCAUACAGUAUCACAACUCUACAGAGCCCCACCUCUUAGGGCAGGCCACAAGUAUAAAGACCAGUCUUGACUCUCCUGAAAACACACCACCUCCUACACCCACGCCUCCAGCGUCAGUAGGACAGCAACACCUUGGGAAAAGCCAGGCAGGAGCCCUGGGCAAUGGUGGAAUUGGGCAGGACUCUACCAAAUCCAAACAAAGAAAAAGAAAAAAGAGCACUGCAGCCUGUGGUAUCGAGGCUCAAAGCGAUGCCAUCCAGCCCAGCCACAUCAGAGAGGCCAUUCGACGCUAUGGCCACAAGAUUGGCCCCUUUUCCCCAUUCACAAUUUUCUCUUUCUUUGACAGAGUGCCUACCGCCGAAACGGGAUGACUUUCCUAGCCUGCUAAUAUGGAUGUGGCCUCAGCGACAGGAAAGACAGUGUUAUAUUAAGGUGAUUUUCUUUUCCCCUCCAUGGAAGGAAAAAACAAAACCAAACAAAAUAAAAAAACCCAAAACAAAAAAACCCCAGGAGCUCUGACGGCUCCGCGCACCGGCGAGUGGGCUGGUUUGUUGUGACUAUCUGCUGGCUGCCUCUGUCUCUUUUUUUCCAGCCCCCUCAAUCGUUAUUCUUGUUUACUAGCUGGAACGCUUAGCUAAUUAAUGGCAGGAUGUUUGGGAUAGCGUGUAGGUGGACAGGAAUGCAGAUUGCCCGGUUUUGGGAGCUGCAGUGGGCUUGCUGCUGUCAGCCCGCUGCUCCGGCACGGGGUCGUUUUUAUUUAAGUGCAGGAGGGCUGUUUUGUACAGCAGGAUGGGGUAGAAAGAGGCCAAAGAUGGAACGGGCUGUAUAGUCUUUCCCUGUGAUUAAAAAAAAAAAAGAUAGAGAGGAAAAACAGCCCUGUUUUCCAUCGAUUUCUCUCGGGUUAUUUUUAGGUAGCGUUUAAACAGCAUAACCCAGUCUGAUCCAGUAAGGGGCUUUUUGAUACCAAGUUCAGAGCCAAAGGUUUUUUUUUUUUUCCUCAGAGAAAAGCUCAGAUAAAUGAUACUUUAUCAGGUGAAGACUGCUUUUUUAGAGACACAGGGAUAGGCUAAAUACUGAGUCCCAAAUUCUUCAUAUUAACACGUCUAUUUUCAUUCCAUUCCUCUCAAGCCAUCUCUCUCCCGAGUCAAGAGAAGUGCAGUGAUUUGGUGCUGAAUUGGGCCCCUGUUCGGAAAGGGUAGCCUUAAGUAUCUGAAUAGCCCUGUCUAUCCCAGUGCCUCUAGUCAAAGGCUUAAAGUUAUAUACUUGCUUAAGUGUUUGCUGCAGGAAACAGAUGUUGUCUCUGUUGUUGAUGAAGGCAGCGCUGCUGUUGGAUUUGCUUGAAGAAGAAAUGGGCUCCUUUUUUUGCCUUUUGAUAUUUUAGUCCACUGUGUUUGUUUGCAGAUUUCUUCUGUAAAUCUCAGUCCCUCCCUCUACGGUUGUUCCCAUUCCCCGGCUCCUCCAGCCUUCGCUCUCCUCGCAAACACAUUCAUUUCUUCCCAUAAAAACUGUACAAAUAUAGAGCUAACCACGAUGAUGCUUGACGAGAGAAAAGGGCUUAUGCUUCAGCCCUUCCUCAGGAUCUACCGGCAUUUACUGCCCAUGUCCCUGUGGUAUCCCACCGGCCCAGGGGCCCCCUUUAGCAGCUCUUAGUGCAGGCUUAAAAUCUGACUUAAACCUCAAAUUGAGGCAGAGCACUCAAGGGAUCCAGAGGAGAUCAACAUAGUGCUUUUAUAUAGUGCAGCCAUCCUCCUCCUUUGUGCUUAGUAUGGGAGGUCUUCACUUCUGCUCCCGCUUCUCCUACAUGCUGUUGAAGUCAUUUAUAAGUGGUCUGGUUGUCCUGCUUUCCUGGACCUGCUUGUGAAAACUUUAAAAUAUAUAUAUUUUUUCAAUGAUCAGAAAAACGUCUCUUUCCCUUGUAACCAAAAUAUUGUAAAUGUGAACUUUGUACAUCAGGUAUUUCUGCCAUUCAUAAAUUGCUUUUAUCUUUUACCUGCUUACAGUUCCGUUUUCUGGAAGUAAUCUAUGUGUAAAGGACUAAAAGUAAUGUGUACAAUGCAGUAUAUUAAAUGGGGGGGGGGGGAGUUUUCUGAUGUUCCAUCUGUGCUUGUUGAAAUGUAUGAUUAAACUUUUCUUUUUAUCAUCA